Molecule: messenger RNA, 4086 nt
Organism: Salmo salar (Atlantic salmon)
Lineage: Eukaryota; Metazoa; Chordata; Actinopteri; Salmoniformes; Salmonidae
Source: RefSeq, a predicted model, not a curated record
UGAAAAACCUGGAAACGGUCAACAUUUAGCUAGCAACUACACUAUACUAUAGGUGUAUACCUUAUAAACGGUCAACAUUUAGCUAGCAGCUACACUAUACUAUAGGUGUAUACCUUAAUAAUAAGUGGGGGGCCAGAGCCCGAUUUGCAGCGGUGCCUUGUAGACCCAGACCGCCGCCAUGGUGGAUUUCCUGGCGGAGAACAACCUGUGUGGUCAGGCGGUGCUGAGGAUCGUGUCCCGGGGUAACGCUAUCAUAGCCGAGCUCCUCCGCCUCUCGGACUUCAUCCCUGCUGUCUUCAGGCUCAAAGACAAGAGCGACCAGCAGAAAUAUGGAGACAUCAUCUGUGAUUUCAGCUACUUCAAGGGUCCAGAGUACUACGACAGUAAGCUAGAAGCCAAACCAGAUCUGCAGGAUUUGGACGAUGAGUUCCGGGAGAACAACAUAGAGAUACUUUCACGAUUCUACCUGGCGUUUGAAAGUGUCCACAAGUACAUCGUUGAUCUGAUCAGGUACCUGGAUGACCUGUAUGAAGGAGUUUACAUUCAACAGACCCUGGAGACUGUGCUGCUGAAUGAGGAUGGAAAACAACUCCUGUGUGAAGCCCUGUAUCUCUAUGGAGUCAUGCUGUUGGUUAUUGACCAGAAGAUGGAGGGAGAGGUCAGAGAGAGGAUGCUGGUGUCCUACUAUAGAUACAGUGCUGCCCGCUCCUCAGCAGACUCUAACCUGGAUGACAUCUGUAAGCUGCUGCGUAGUACAGGCUACUCCAGCCAGUCAGGGGCCAAACGGCCAGCUAACUACCCUGAGAGCUACUUCCAGAGAGUGCCUAUCAGUUCUACCUUCAUCAGCAUGGUGAUCGGCAGGCUGCGUUCUGAUGACAUCUAUAACCAGGUAUCUGCGUACCCUCUGCCUGAGCAUCGCAGCACAGCCUUAGCUAACCAGGCUGCCAUGCUGUAUGUCUGUCUCUACUUCAUUCCCUCCAUACUUCAGACUCAACAGGCCAAGAUGAGGGAGAUAGUGGACAAGUACUUCCCUGAUAACUGGGUCAUCAGUGUCUACAUGGGAAUCACUGUGAAUCUGGUGGAGGCUUGGGAACCGUAUAAAGCUGCCAAGAUCGCCCUCAACUACACCCUGGACUCGGCCAAUAUCAGAGAGCAGGCCAGUCGUUAUUCAGUCAGUAUGGAGGGCCUGAGGCCACAGAUCCAGCAGCUGCUGAAGGAAGGGUUUCUGAGGGAGGAGAUCGUCCUGGAUAACAUCCCCAAGCUGCUCAACUGUCUACGGGACUGUAACGUUUCUAUACGCUGGCUGAUGCUACACACUGCAGACUCAGCCUAUGAUCCCAACAACAAGCGUCUGCGCCAGAUCAAAGAUCAGGUGAUCAACGACUCCAAGUACAACCCCAAGAUCCUCUUCCAGUUACUCCUCGACACCGCCCAGUUCGAGUUCACUCUCAAAGAGAUGUUCAAGCAGAUGCUGUCAGAGAAGCAGCUGAAAUGGGAGAGUUAUAGAACAGAGGGAUCAGAGAGGAUGACCGAGCUGGCUGAGGUCUUCUCUGGGGUCAAGCCUCUAACCAGAGUGGAGAAGAAUGAGAACCUGCAGGCAUGGUUCAGGGAGAUCUCUAAGCAGAUAGAGUCUCUGAACUACGAGGACUCCACCGCUGCAGGCAGGAAGACCGUUCAGCUGAUACAGGCCCUCGUAGAGGUUCAAGAGUUCCACCAGUUGGAGUCCAACCUGCAGGUGUGUCAGUUCCUGGCUGACACCAGGAAGUUCCUUCACCAGAUGAUCAGGACGAUCAACAUCAAGGAGGAGGUCCUGAUCACCAUGCAGAUAGUAGGAGACCUGUCCUACGCUUGGCAGAUCAUAGACAGCUUCACGUCCAUCAUGCAGGAGAGUAUCAGAGUGAAUCCAUCCAUGGUGACCAAACUACGAGCAACCUUCCUAAAGUUGGCGUCUGCGUUGGAUCUGCCUCUGCUGCGAAUCAACCAGGCUAACAGUCCAGAUCUGCUUAGUGUUUCUCAGUUCUACUCCGGGGAACUGGUGAUCGUCAGGAAGGUGUUACAGAUCAUCCCUGAGAGCAUGUUCACCUCCCUGGCUAAGAUCAUCAAGCUGCAGAUCCAUGCCAUCAUGGAGGUUCCCACCAGACUGGACAAGGACAAGCUGAAGGACUACGCCCAGCUGGGGGCUCGCUACGAGGUUGCCAAACUCACCCACGCCAUCUCCAUCUUUACUGAAGGGAUUCUGAUGAUGAAGACUACGCUGGUUGGAAUCAUCAAGGUGGAUCCCAAGCAGCUCCUGGAAGAUGGUAUCAGGAAGGAGUUGGUGAGAAGAGUAGCCUACGCUCUACACAAAGGACUUAUCUUUAACCCCAAGGCUAAGACCAGUGAGUUGAUGCUGAAGCUGAAGGAGAUGGCAGCCACCAUGGAUGGCUUCUACCGGUCCUUUGAGUACAUCCAGGAUUACGUCUCCAUCUACGGCCUGAAGAUCUGGCAGGAGGAAGUCUCUCGUAUCAUCAACUACAACGUGGAGCAGGAAUGCAACAGUUUCCUGCGCACCAAGAUCCAGGAUUGGCAGAGUGUCUACCAGUCGACUCAUAUCCCCAUCCCCAAGUUCCCCUCGGUCGAUGAGUCGGCCACCUUCAUAGGACGACUCUGUAGAGAGAUCCUCCGCAUCACAGACCCCAAAGUGACGUGUUACAUGGACCAGUUGAACACCUGGUACGACCUGAAGACCCACCAGGAAGUGACCAACAACCGUCUGUUCUCUGAGAUACAGGACACCUUGGGGACCUUCGGCCUCAACGGGCUCGACAGGCUACUCUGCUUCAUGAUCGUCAAGGAACUGCAGAACUUCCUGUCGGUGUUUCAGAAGACCAUCCUGAGAGACAAGGCUAUGGUGGAUGUCUUUAAAGCCAUGCUGAGCGCUGUCAAUCCCGUCAAAGGUAUUGUGGCAAAUGCCAGUAAAGUCUACGCCAACGCUGUCGCCAAAACGCAGAAGAUCUGGGGUCCGUACUUGGAAUCCAUCAUGAAGGUUGGUCAGAUGCAGAUCCUGAGGCAACAGAUCGCCAACGAGCUGAACUACUCCUGCAAGUUUGACUCCAAACACCUGGCCGCUGCGCUGGAGAACCUCAACAAGUCUCUACUGGCUGAUAUAGAAGCCCACUACCAGGACCCCAGCCUUCCAUACCCCAAGGAGGACAACAACCUGCUGUAUGAGAUCACAGCCUCUCUGGAGGCAGCAGGCAUUCACAACCCACUCAACAAGAUCUACAUUACAACCAAGCGCCUGCCUUACUUUCCUAUCGUCAACUUCCUCUUCAUCAUCGCUCAGCUGCCUAAACUGCAGUACAGCAAAAACCAAGGGAUGACGUGCAGGAAAGCCACCGACCCGGUCGACUGGUCUCCUCUGGUUCUGGGCCUGCUCACUCUGCUCAAGCAGUUCCACUCCAGAUACACAGAGCAGUUCCUGGCUCUCAUUGGGCAAUUCAUACGCUCUGUCAUGGAACAGUGCACCAGUCAGAAGAUCCCGGACAUGCCGUCUGAUGUGGUGGGAGCUCUGAUGUUUCUGGAGGAUUACGUACGCUACACCAAACUGCCUCGCAAGGUGGCCGAGGCCCAUGUGCCAAGUUUCAUCUUCGACGAGUUCAGGACAGUCCUGUGAAGAUCUGGAUAAAGGACUCGAGUUCAGGACAGUCCUGUGAAGAUCUGGAUAAAGGACUCGAGUUCAGGAUGGUCCUGUGAAGAUCUGGAUAAAGGACUCGAGUUCAGGACAGUCCUGUGAAGAUCUGGAUAAAGACCUCGAGUUCAGGAUGGUCCUGUGAAGAUCUGGAUAAAGGACUCGAGUUCAGGAUGGUCCUGUGAAGAUCUGGAUAAAGGACUCUUCCUUUAACUUUCUGUUGAUUCAUUCAUUUUGACUUUAAUUAAAGCUCUUCCUUACGUAAUGACCUUUAAUGUGCUAAUUCUUUAGUAACACUGUAAAUAGUUGAAUGGUUUUUAAUAACAUCAUUUGUUGCCAACCUUGGUAUAAUGUAACUGUGGUAAUAUGUCAUAAAUUAAAAACAAAAGAGGCUUUGAAUAAAUCUAAUGAUAUAU